Messenger RNA from Periophthalmus magnuspinnatus, 2330 nucleotides. It is a transcript of the gene p3h3, whose product is annotated as prolyl 3-hydroxylase 3. NCBI's taxonomy places the organism in Eukaryota, Metazoa, Chordata, Actinopteri, Gobiiformes, Gobiidae. The coding region runs from base 16 to 2232 and encodes 738 amino acids. Gene Ontology annotation, biological process: collagen metabolic process. Gene Ontology annotation, molecular function: protein binding; procollagen-proline 3-dioxygenase activity; L-ascorbic acid binding. The transcript has 16 exons. The record is from RefSeq and is a predicted model, not a curated record. Gene Ontology annotation, cellular component: endoplasmic reticulum.
CUGUUCUGCAGGACCAUGGCGCUGCUGUCUCCUCAUUUGCCUGUAUACGUGGCGUUUCACAUAGUUAUUUUUGCAUUAUUGGAUGUCGCAGUGAUCCGUGCAGGAAGUGGAGGCUCCAGUAGUUUAGGUUUGCACUUGCAGCCUUAUGAUUUACUUUAUUACAGUGGAGUGCGUGCGUAUUUUGGAGGGGAGUGGGGGAAAGCUGCAGAGCUCCUGGAGAAGUCCCUGUUAACCAAAGAGACGCUGUUUAAAGUCCGCAGACAGUGUUAUGAUGAGUGUGAAAAUGCAGGAACAAAUGCACUCCACAGACUGGACAGUGAAGCGGGGAACCUUUGGGACCUGUGGGCUCUGGACUGGGUGCAGCAGAAAGCCGAAUGUCUCAGGUUUUGUUUGGGAAAGUCGCUCUCUCCUGCCGCUCUGCUCCCCGUCUCCUCUGAUAUCGAAUAUGAGUUUGGAUCUCGAAACCCGUACAACUUUCUCCAGGUUACAUACUACAAACUGGAGAAACUGCAGAAGGCGGCGUCAGCGGCUCACACUUAUUUUGUGGCUAAUCCCAGUCAUUUGGAAAUGAGGAACAACAUCGAGAAAUACAGAAGGAUGGAGGGAGUGACUCAGGACGCUUUUCAGGACAGAGAGGAGGACAGUGAACGGCACUGGGUUUUGUACGACUCCGCCCUGCACCUGGAGGCGUCGGCGGACUGGACCAGAGCCGCGGAGAAAUGGAGAGAGUGUGUGAAUGAAACGCUGCGGCAGACGGAGGAGUGUAGAGUCCAGUGUGACACGUCCUCACAGCCUCUGCCCCGGGACAGAGGAGAGGAGAGCGUCCACGGAGCGUUUGAGAAGGCUGCAGCUCUUUCUCUGUCUCUUCUGUCGUGCCGUCAGUCCUGUGUCACUCAAGUCUCCACUCGACCUGGACGAGUCUCCGCCCACGAGGACCUCCUGCCCACGCAGCUGGAGCACCUGCACAUCGCACAGUUCAAAGCUGGAGACAUUUCCGGGGCCGUCCAAACCCUUCGCUCUCUGCUCCUGUUUUACCCGACUGACAAAGACAACUUGGACAACCUGCAGCUCUACUCGGAGACACUGGGGGGCGACACAGAGUCACUGGACACUCAGCCUGCACAGGAGAUCGAGUCGUACGUCCGCCGCUCGCUCCAGGAGAAAAAACUUCUUUACUUCGGGAUGGAAAACCUGGACUUGAGCUUCACAGACCCGGAUUUGUGGACUCCUGAAGAUGUCGUUCCCGAAUCGCUGAGGGAAAACUGGAGGGCUGAGAAAGAAAAAAUGAACGAAAGGAUGGAUAAAGGAGAGCAAGAGGAAGACGUGGACGAUAGCGGUUUCUUUGCAGGGGGCACUGUUCCCCAGAAGGGCGUGACUAUCACCAUGGACGAUGAAAUGAUGAAUGGAACAAACCGGGUCGUUCUGGAUGGAGUCAUGACCCAAAAAGAGUGUGACACGAUACUGCAGUUAGCGUCAACCGCUGGUUCUGUCGGAGAUGGAUACAGGGGGCGCCGUUCUCCACACACGCCCCAUGAGACGUUUGAGGGUCUGACGGUGCUCAGGGCGGCAAAGUUGGGUCAGGAGGGUUUGGUGAACGAGUCUGAUGCUAAACUCCUCCAUGAGCUCGGGGAGAGAGCGAGGACCCUGGUCCACUCGUACUUUAGGAGCCCCUCAGGACUCUACGUCUCAUUCACUCACCUGGUCUGUCGCAGCGCCAUCUCAGGAGACCAGGAGGGCAGAAUGGACCUGUCUCACCCGGUCCACGUGGACAACUGCAUCCUCGAACCUGAGACUAAACUGUGCUGGAGGGAACCGCCCGCUUUUAUCCACAGAGAUCUCAGCGCCGUUUUAUAUCUGAACGAAGACUUUGACGGAGGAGAGCUGUUCUUCACCGACAGAGACGCCAAGACGGUCACUGCCCGUGUGACGCCAUCUUGUGGACGUCUGGUGGGUUUUUCCUCGGGUCCGGUGAAUCCGCACGGCGUUUCUGCAGUGACCAGAGGGAAGAGGUGCGCGCUGGCUCUGUGGUUCACCAAAGAAAAACACUACAGAGAUAUGGAGCGAGACGAGGCGGAGGCUUUGUGGAGCGGAAAAACCCUGGAGGAGGCCGCACAGGCAGAGCAGGAGACAGAAGGGGGCGCUACGCAGGGGCGGAGCGGACGCAGCCAGACCCCUCCCUCCGAGCGCAGCAGAGGGAGCGGCAGGUCAAAGGGCAAACGGGACGAACUGUGAGAGAACAGCGGAGAAAGAGAGAAACGAAACAAUGCAAUUUGCCGGGUUUUUUUUUUCAGAUUACGCAACAAUCCUCUAUAGGUCGGUAAUGUUAAACG